AUGAAGUCCAGACCAGGUAUGCACAUUCUUCUCCUUUACAGGAUAUCAGUGGCGCUACUGACCCUUGGGAAUGAAAGGCUGGCCAUUUUCUACCUUAUCUCGGUCCUCGCUAGCGGCUUUUCAAGUAUCCUGUCCUUUGGGCUCAUUCAAAUGGAGGGUGUUGCAGGCUUCCAUGGAUGGAGGUGGAUCUUUAUCGUUGAAGGAGCCAUGACUCAGGCCAUCGCGAUAGCAGCUUAUUUCAUUAUCAUAGAUUUUCCCGACAAGGCCUCAAAGACAGGAUUCCUUUCAUCAAACGAGGCGAAAUACAUCUCACACCGACUGGAGAAAGACAGAGCUGACUCGGUCCCUGAUCCGCUCACUCUUGUUAAGCUGAGGAUCCAUUUGGCAGACUGGAAGCUGUGGACAUUUUCGACGAUGUUCCUGGCAACCACAGUUCCAGCCCUUCUCACAGCGCCUCCGACGAUAUUUGCCUGCGUUGUAGCGAUGGCACUGUCCUGGGUGGCCGACAAGUACCGCAUGCGAGCACCCAUCAUCGCCGUCCAAGCCAUCAUUUGUAUCAUGGGUCUGAUGAUAACAGCAUAUCACCCAAACAACAACGUUCGUUACUUCGGCUUCUUCCUUGGAGCAGCUGGCUGCCAAGGAAAUAUCCCAGCCAUCCUCGCUUACCAGUCAAACAAUAUCCGGUUCCAGUCCAAACGAGCUGUGGGCAGUGCCUUGCAGAUUGGAUUCGGCGCCCUCGGGGGUAUCAUUGCUUCGACAGUGUUCAGACAGCAAGACGCGCCUAGAUACGUACCUGGUCUCUGGGUGACGACCGCCUUCCAGCUGUUCAUCUUGGUGGCUGUGGCAUGCACGACACUCAUCUUCUGGAAGAGAAACAACGAGGUCGAAGAGGGGAGAGCAAGGAGGCCCAUCGAGGGACUGGAAGGAUUUAAAUACACCCUCUAG
This is a messenger RNA of Trichophyton benhamiae CBS 112371, 945 nucleotides long. RefSeq lists its product as uncharacterized. Gene Ontology annotation, cellular component: membrane. The record is from RefSeq and is a predicted model, not a curated record. Bases 1 to 945 code for a protein of 314 amino acids. Lineage: Eukaryota; Fungi; Ascomycota; Eurotiomycetes; Onygenales; Arthrodermataceae. Gene Ontology annotation, molecular function: transmembrane transporter activity. The transcript is spliced from 4 exons.